UUUGAAUUUAGCUCCCUCAGCAUCAACAUGUCCUCCGCCUUGCGCAAAUUGAUUCCCUUGGGCAACCGCGUGCUCAUCAAGAAGGUUGAGCCCGUGCUAAAGACGGCCGGUGGCAUCUACCUUCCUGACUCGGGCAAGAACUCGCAAACCGAAGGCGAAGUCGUCGCCGUCGGCCCUGGCGCGCGCAACCACGAAGGUUCCCUCAUCCCGUUGGGUGUGUCGGUGGGCGACAAGGUGUUGCUGCCGGAAUACGGCGGAUCCGUCCUCAAGUUGGGUGAAGAUGAGUUCCACCUGUACCGCGAUGAAGAAAUCCUCGGCAAGUUCCAUUAAGCACCGUCGCCGCUGCCUGUAGUCUAGAGAUCGUCUGUUGUGCAACACUGCGCUGUUCAAUGGAAACCCAAUUUUUGACAUAA
This is a messenger RNA of Aphanomyces astaci, 413 nucleotides long. RefSeq lists its product as hypothetical. The record is from RefSeq and is a predicted model, not a curated record. The transcript has a single exon. Gene Ontology annotation, molecular function: protein folding chaperone; ATP binding; metal ion binding. Gene Ontology annotation, cellular component: mitochondrial matrix. Bases 28 to 330 code for a protein of 100 amino acids. NCBI's taxonomy places the organism in Eukaryota, Oomycota, Saprolegniomycetes, Saprolegniales, Verrucalvaceae.